UGAAAAGCGAAAACUGCCCUAACGGAUUCGUCGAGACGGAUGCAAAAAAUUCGGGGAAGAGAGGCGCAAACAAGAACUCCAGACUCAGUAUCAUGUCUUCUGAACUCGACGGCGGCGACGACGACGACAUAAGCCCCAUCUCUGUGAUCCUUCCGGCGGAGGAAGCUGGUAUAAACAAAUUGUCUCUUCCAAAUGAUGGUGUAGCAUCUGAAUUGCAGCACCAUUUCAUCCGUUCAAUCAACUCGACUCUAUCAAUCAGGCAGCUACCUUCCCAAGGACUCUCAUUCCAGCUCUGGCCGGCGGCGACUACCCUCGUCAACCUUCUCGACGAUCAACGCUCUCAUCCUGAAACCAACCCUCUCACGCCCACUCUCACCGCGUCACGCGACGGUUCGGAACGUCGAACUCUGAAAAUUCUAGAGAUCGGCUCCGGAACCGGAUUAGUCGGAAUCGCCGCAGCCGCCACUCUCGGAGCACAAGUGACAGUAACCGAUCUCUCGCACGUGAUCUCCAACCUCCAAUUCAAUGUCGAAGCCAACGCCAGCAUUCUGGCGGCUAACGGCGGUUUUGUUCAGGUGGCGCCGCUUCAUUGGGGAGAGGCCAUUUACCCCGAAUUGAUUGGGCGAGAAUUUGAUCUCAUAUUGGCUUCCGAUGUUGUGUACCAUGACCAUUUAUACGACCCUCUUAUCCAAACGCUGAGCGGGUUUCUCUUAGGCGGAGGAAACCCCAAAAUGGUGUUUGUGAUGGCCCAUUUACGGCGGUGGAAGAAGGAUUCGGGCUUCUUCAGGAAAGCGAGAAAGUUGUUCGAAGUGGAAGUCUUACAUACAGAUCCUCCACCGCCAGGAUCGAGAAUCGGAGUCGUCGUGUACCGUUUUGCUGCCAAGCAGAGUAAGAAACCGGCCAUUGGUUCAUCAAACCAAGGUUGAUCAUUAAUUAAUCUUUCGAAUCCAUCCUCAUUUGCCUUCUGCCCAUGAUAACAUUUGUAAAGAGAGAUUAUUCAAUUUUGAUCUUAUUAGCCAAUUAGAAACUCUGAAUUUCUGUCA
Cucurbita maxima (winter squash) is the source of this 1043-nucleotide messenger RNA. RefSeq names its product protein N-lysine methyltransferase METTL21A-like. Bases 93 to 926 code for a protein of 277 amino acids. The transcript has a single exon. The record is from RefSeq and is a predicted model, not a curated record. NCBI's taxonomy places the organism in Eukaryota, Viridiplantae, Streptophyta, Magnoliopsida, Cucurbitales, Cucurbitaceae.